AACGGAAACAUUUUGGUCAGUGUCGAACGAAUUGCCAUCAAGGAUGAAGGUUCACCUCUGCGUCGGUUUUGGGAUACUGCUGCUAGGCCAGAGUUACCUUUCGGGGGCGCAGAACAACGAAUGUGGUGUAUCGGUUGGAACCUUUGAUAUGGUGUGUACGGGAUGUACGGAAAUUUUAGUUUGCAUGCCAAAUGGUAAACCGAUACAAUUAAGCUGUCCCAAAUCAACAUUCUGUGACCUAAACGUUAGACCAGCGAUAUGUGGAGAUAGCGUCCCGUUUGGUUGUGAACCGCUGACCACAACGCUGUCUUCAAGUACAACAACGGAGGGUCUCACAAAGCAGGAACCUUCGUCCAUCAAUACCGAAGCCAGUACAGAGGAACUGUCCUCGACUGAACAUUCCUCGGCAGAAGCAGAUUCCUCAUCGGCAGAGCCAGGUAUACAAGAGCCGUCAACGGGGGAACCCUCAACGGGAGAACAAUCAACGGGUGAACCAUCUACAGGUGAACCUUCAACGAGUGAACCAUCUACGGGUGAACAUUCAACAGGUGAGCCAUCAACAGGUGAACCAUCAACAGGAGAACCUCCAACGGGUGAACCAUCUACGGGAGAGCCAUCAACGGGAGAAUCUUCAACAGGUGAACCAUCUACGGGAGAGCCAUCAACGGGAGAAUCUUCAACAGAAGAACCAACAACAGGAGAACCUUCAACGGGUGAACCAGCAACCGCAAUACCCUCCACAGCUGCACCCAGUACACCAUUACCAUCCACGGCAGAACCAAGUACUCAAGUUCCGUCUAGUGCACAGCCUUCUACAGCCGAACCAAGUACACAAGCACCAUCGACGCCAGAACCCAGUACUCAGCAGCCGUCUACUGCGCAGCCUUCUACAGCUGAACCAAGUACACAGGAACCCUCAACAGUACAACCGAGUACUCAAGCACCAUCAACCCAAGAACCAUCAACGGCGGAACCAAGUACUCAAGUUCCGUCUAGUGCACAGCCUUCUACGGUCGAACCAAGUACACAAGCACCAUCGACGCUAGAACCCAGUACUCCGCAGCCGUCUACUGCUCAGCCUUCUACAGCUGAACCAAGUACACAGGAACCCUCAACAGUACAACCGAGUACUCAAGCACCAUCAACCCAAGAACCAUCAACGGCGGAACCAAGUACUCAAGUUCCGUCUAGUGCCCAGCCUUCUACGGCCGAACCAAGUACACAAGCACCAUCGACGCUAGAACCCAGUACUCAGCAGCCGUCUACUGCGCAGCCUUCUACAGCUGAACCAAGUACACAGGAACCCUCAACAGUACAACCGAGUACUCAAGCACCAUCAACCCAAGAACCAUCAACGGCGGAACCAAGUACUCAAGUUCCGUCUAGUGCCCAGCCUUCUACGGCCGAACCAAGUACACAAGCACCAUCGACGCUAGAACCCAGUACUCAGCAGCCGUCUACUGCGCAGCCUUCUACAGCUGAACCAAGUACACAGGAACCCUCAACAGUACAACCGAGUACUCAAGCACCAUCAACCCAAGAACCAUCAACGGCGGAACCAAGUACUCAAGUUCCGUCUAGUGCACAGCCUUCUACGGCCGAACCAAGUACACAAGCACCAUCGACGCUAGAACCCAGUACUCAGCAGCCUUCUACUGCGCAGCCUUCUACUGCGCAGCCUUCCACAGCUGAACCAAGUACACAAGAACCUUCAACGGCGGAACCAACUACACUGCAACCAACCACGGUCACGGCAGCCCCGGGCGCCAUUCUUUGCACCGAAGCAGGCAUCUAUCCGGACCCACUCAACUGUACGAAGUACCAAUUUUGUCCCGGUAAAGGAUUCGGUUCGUCGAUACAGCAGUGUCCACCUAAUUACGUGUUCAACCAAACCUGGGCCGGAGGCCUGGGUUUCCCUUGCAGACGCGCUAUAAAUAUGUUGUUCGAUUGUGCCAAGGUUGAUUGUUCGGGAAGUUCGGCUUUUAAACGGUACGGGUCAAGCAAAAAAUAUUACGCAACCUGCGAGACUGACAGCACCACUGGGGAAACCAAAGUAUCGAUGUUCAAGUGCGCCGACGGAGAAACGUUCAACGGUUCGAAGUGUGUGUACACAUGUCCCAGGGAAGGGAUGUGGGUCAAUGCUGCGGAUCCAAGAAAGUAUUACCAGUGCUUCUGGUCAGGAAAUCAGUUGGCGUACGUUGAGAGGAGCUGCCCUUCGGGUAAGGUUUUCAACGAAGCCAAACGUGUAUGUCUCAAACAGACAAGUAUUUAGGAGUGUUCACAAAGAAGUAUAUACAAAAUAAAAUAGCCGUUUUUCAACUGAUUAGUAA
Toxorhynchites rutilus septentrionalis is the source of this 2330-nucleotide messenger RNA. RefSeq names its product mucin-2-like. NCBI's taxonomy places the organism in Eukaryota, Metazoa, Arthropoda, Insecta, Diptera, Culicidae. The transcript has a single exon. Gene Ontology annotation, cellular component: extracellular region. Gene Ontology annotation, molecular function: chitin binding. The record is from RefSeq and is a predicted model, not a curated record. The coding region runs from base 44 to 2272 and encodes 742 amino acids.